AUGGAAAGGGGGCUUCGCUUUGGAGACGUGAGCAUUUCCCUGGUGCUCCUGUUUGCGCUGCUUCUACUGCCCAAGCAUGGAGUGAGAACCAUGGAGCCGAGGCAACACAGCGGAGCCCCGGGGUUUGGACCCGAUGUGACCGUGGAGGAUGAGGUGGGCUCGGCCACGGAGACUGAAGACUCGUACGCGGACAACAGCAGCAACGUGCAACCCACAAGAUCUCUGGUGAUCAUCAGUACUCUGGAUGGGCAGAUCUCGGCUCUGGACCCUCUGAACCAGGGCAGGAAGCAGUGGGACCUGGACGUGGGCUCGGGCUGCCUGGUCUCGUCCAGCUUCAGCAAACCAGAGGUGUUCGGCAAUAAGAUGGUGAUCCCGUCUCUGGAUGGGGCCUUGUUUCAGUGGAACCGGGACCGAGAGCUGAUGGAGGCGGUGCCCUUCAGCGUGGAGUCUCUGCUGGAGUCGUCCUACCGUAUUGGGGACGACACGGUGCUGGUCGGGGGGAAGUCUCUCACCACCUACGGCCUCGGAGCGUUCAGUGGCAAGAUCCGAUACAUCUGCUCGGCUGUGGGCUGCAGUCGUUGGGGAGAAGAGGAGGUGGAGGCAGAAGACGUGCUUCUGCUGCAGAGGACCCAGAAGACUGUGCGAGCCAUCAGGCCGCGGUCAGGCACCGAGAAGUGGAAUUUCAGCGUGGGAAACUUUGAGCUGAAGUUGGUCCCAGAAGAUCAGUCGGGGAUGAACUUCCUGGAGGGCGACGGUGAAACGUGGAAGGAGUCUCCAAAGUUCAUCAUGGACGAACCCAGCAGUGCGGAGCAGCCGGGUGGAUCACAGCAGAACCUGGACCUGGUCAUCAAAGUUUCAGUGUCCGACUGGAAGGUGAUGGCCUUUAGCCCUGAGCCGAAUGGAGCGUUGGUGUGGGAGCAUCAGUUCUGUACCCCCAUCGCCUCGGCCUGGCUGGUGGGAGGGGGCACGGUCACACCCAUCAGUCUGUUUGAUGACACCAGCUACAGCGGCCGCUCGGAGACCCAAGAGGAUGACAAUAAUGAAGAUGGCAAAAGCGGAGAAACCGAAUCCAGUGUUUACCUAGGGAUGUACCGAGGACAGUACUACCUUCAUUCCUCAGUGACUAUCACUGACAAGUUCCCCUCCAAAGCCAUAGCGUCAGAAAAUGACAUUGCUCCUCUCCCCACUGUCAAAUGGAAGCCACUGAUCCAUUCUCCGUCGCGGACACCUGCACUUGUCGGUUCAGAUGAGUUUGACAAGUGUUUGACAAACGACAAGUUUUCCCACGAUGAAUACAGCAACGGCGGGCUGUCCAUUCUGCAGUAUCCAUAUGACAAUGGCUACUACUUCCCGUUCAGUAAGCGUUACCGGGAGAAGCGAGAGAGCGCAGUGAGCCUGAUCGAGGGCAGAGGGGCAGGGUCAGAGACUCGCCGCCGUAAGGAUCCCGUGCUGCUGCUGCCCUGGUGGAAAGAGAUCAUCGGCACCAUCAUCUUCUGCAUUGCCGCCACCACUUACAUCGUACGCAAGUUCUUCCACCCCCCUGCCCCCACCGUCAGUGUCCGGCAACGCAAAGAGUCGGAGACCCAGUGCCAGACGGACUCAAAGUUUGACCUUGAAGUGGUGGAGACCAAAGAGACCGUUGCUGUGGAAACCAAAUCCAGUGAAUACGUAUCAAGGUAUCUGACAGAUUUCGAGCCUGUUCAGUGUCUGGGCCGUGGGGGGUUUGGUGUUGUGUUUGAGGCUCGCAACAAGGUGGACGACUGCGACUACGCCAUCAAAAGAAUACGAUUGCCCAGCAGGGAGCAGGCACGUGAGAAGGUGAUGAGAGAGGUGAAGGCCCUGGCCAAGCUGGAGCACCCGGGGAUCAUCCGCUACUUCAACGCCUGGCAGGAGAGUCCCCCUGAAGGCUGGCAGGAGGAGAUGGACCAGCGCUGGCUCAAAGACGCCAGUGUUACGGAUUGGCCUAUGAGCUUUGUGGAGCACAUGGAGGCGCUGUCGGUCAAAGUCCCUGUGUCUAGCCCUGUGACACAGGCCUCUGGUCACGGGGGAGACGGCCUGGAGGUGUCGGUGGAUGCGAGGGGUCUCCUGUCUAGUAGCACAGGUGCCGGUGUGGGCUUCGGGGGGGACGAGAGUGACCUGUCCUUCCACCCUUUGCUGGGACAGGACAGCCUCAUGUCAGAGCGGGACAGUCAGGCCGACCCGGAGGCUUCGGACACACCUCACUCCUUUGAGAUGUGCCCCCCCCGGGCCCCCGCAGACUGCACCUCCUCUUCCUUUGACAUAGUGUUCGAGGACUCGGGCUGCGAUCGGGACGCAGAUGGUGAAACGGACUCUGCGUCUGGAGUCACAAGUCCUCAAACCACCAAAAACAGCAAAGCCUCAUCCACGAAGCAACGGGACGCCCUGCCAUUGUUCUCCUCUUCACCACGGCCACUCACGCUGGCUCUGCCCCCGCCUCAGACCAUGCAGCGCACUCAGCCCUCACCAAAGGUGUACCUGUACAUUCAAAUGCAGUUGUGCCGAAAGGAAAACCUCAAGGACUGGAUGUCCCAGCGCUGCCUCCCAGAUCAGAGGGAGCUCAGCCAGUGUCUCGACAUCUUUGUCCAGAUUGCUGAAGCUGUCGACUUCCUGCACAGCAAAGGCCUCAUGCACAGGGACCUCAAGCCAUCAAACAUCUUCUUCACGAUGGACGACGUGGUGAAGGUGGGAGACUUCGGUUUGGUGACGGCGAUGGACCAGGAGGAGGACGAGGACGAGCCCAGCGCCUUGACGCCUGCACCACUUCUAACCCGCCACACGGGGCAGGUCGGCACCAAGCUCUACAUGAGCCCAGAGCAGCUCUCUGGAAACUCGUACUCUCACAAAGUGGACAUCUACUCUCUGGGCCUGAUCCUGUUUGAGCUGCUGUAUGCAUUCAGGACGCAGAUGGAGAGGGUCCGGACGCUGACGGAGGUGAGAGCUCUGCGCUUCCCUGAGGUCUUCUCCAAAAACAACGUCCAGGAGCUGAACAUGGUGCGUAGCAUGCUGUCCCUGAGCCCCGCCGAGCGUCCGGAGGCUGCAGACAUCACCGGGAUGCCUCUGUUUGAGGAGCUGGAGCUGCCCUGUCGUCUGGCCGUCCGGCAGCGCUCACGCACCUACAGCGCCUCCUCCAUGGGACGUCCCGCGAGACAGAUCUCCUCUUCCUCAUGA
Molecule: messenger RNA, 3189 nt
Organism: Knipowitschia caucasica
Lineage: Eukaryota; Metazoa; Chordata; Actinopteri; Gobiiformes; Gobiidae
Source: the annotation of a GenBank genome assembly